Messenger RNA from Triticum aestivum (bread wheat), 2874 nucleotides. RefSeq names its product G-type lectin S-receptor-like serine/threonine-protein kinase At2g19130. The transcript has a single exon. The record is from RefSeq and is a predicted model, not a curated record. NCBI's taxonomy places the organism in Eukaryota, Viridiplantae, Streptophyta, Magnoliopsida, Poales, Poaceae. Gene Ontology annotation, biological process: protein phosphorylation; recognition of pollen. Bases 33 to 2540 code for a protein of 835 amino acids. Gene Ontology annotation, molecular function: ATP binding; protein serine/threonine kinase activity.
AUCGAUUAUUCAAAGACUCGUUUUCACCAAGGAUGUCUGUCCCGCGUCCCAUUGACCAACCCACGCACCGUCCUCACCUCAACAGCUCUCGCCUCGCCAUGCCUCUCCCGGUCCUGCUCGCCCUGCUCUGCGCCCUACACGCCCCCGCGAGCUCCGCGUCCACGGCGACCUACUCCCUCUCGCCAGGCCAGUCGCUCGCCGGCGACGACAAGCUCGUCUCCGGCGGCGGCAAGUUCGCGCUCGGCUUCAUCCAGAUCCCAGGCAGCGACAGCAACCCCUCCGGCUCCGGCGGCAACAGCACUCAGCUGGGCAUAUGGUUCAGCCUCAACCGUGUUCCCAAGCUGACACUGGUGUGGGUGGCCAACAGGGGAGGCAGCCCGGUGGCCGGCGCCGCGUCCCCGGAGCUCACGAUCUCCGGCGACGGCAACCUCGUCAUCGUGGACCGCGGCAAAGUCGCCUGGUCCACCCGAGCCGACGUCACAGCCAACAACAACAACAACAGGGCGGUCCUCCUUCUCCUGGACACCGGGAACCUCGUGUUGCGCAGCGCCUCCAACGCCUCCGACGUGAUGUGGCAGAGCUUCGACCACCCCACGGACACUCUGCUCCCCGGCGCCACCAUCGGGCUGGACAAGGUCACCGGCCGGAGCCGCCGCCUCGUCUCCAGGAAGAACCGGAUCGACCAGGCUCCGGGCGCCUACUCCAUGGAGCUGGGCCGGAGCGGCGUCGUCCAGAUGCUGUGGGACGCGUCCGUGCCCUACUGGUCCAGCGGGGAGUGGAACGGCGACUACUUCAGCUCGGUGCCGGAGAUGACCGCCCGCCACCUGAUAGGCUCCACCUUCGUCAACGACGACCGGGAGGUGUCCUUCGCCUACCACCUGCUCGACGAAACCAUCACCAUGUACAGCUUCCUGGACGUGUCCGGGCAGAGGAAGAUGCUGGUCUGGCAGGAUGCCACGCGGGACUGGGUGACGGUCUACGUCCACCCCACCACCCAGUGCGAGGUGCACGCCGUCUGCGGGCCAUUCACGGCCUGCGACGACAGCGCGCCGGCGCCGUGCAGCUGCAUGAAGGGGUUCUCCGUGGGUUCGCCUGAGGAUUGGGACCUUGACGAUCGGAGCACGAGCGGUUGCAGAAGGAACACUCAGCUGAAUUGUGCUAGCAUUAGCAACGGCACCAUGGUUGGCAUGGCUGACAUGUUCUACGCCAUGCCGGCCGUCAGGUUACCCUAUAACCCCCACGGCGCCGCGGGAUAUGUCGCCAGCGCAGCCGAAUGCGAGCAGGUCUGUCUGAGCAACUGCUCUUGCACUGCAUAUUCCUUUGGCAGUGGUGGCUGUUCUAUGUGGCAUGGUGGAUUGCUGAACGUAAAACAACGCCAGAUUGAUGGUGCUUCUUCCAGCGGUGAUGGCGAAAUUCUUCACAUCCGCCUCGCGGCGAAAGAGUUCCGGACCCGGAAAAACAACAGUGUAGUUAUCAUUUUGGUUGCCAUUGGUGCAGGCCUCAACGCUUUGGUUAUCUUGGUACUCGUCGUAGCGCUACGCAGGACCAGGAGGAACAAAAGGUACAGUGAAACAUUGGACAAAAUCCAUGGUGGCAGUGGGCUUGUUUCAUUCAGAUACAGCGAUUUGCGGCGUGCAACUAGAGAUUUCUCAGAGAAGAUUGGGGCAGGUGGUUUUGGUUCUGUGUUCAAGGGGUCGCUAAAUGAUUCGACCACUAUAGCGGUGAAAAGGCUUUACGGUUGUUAUCAACAAGAGAAGCAGUUCAGGGCUGAGGUGAGUUCAAUUGGAAUCCUCCACCAUACAAAUUUAGUCAAAAUGGUUGGUUUCUGUUGUGAGGGCGACAAGAAGCUUCUUGUCUACGAACACAUGCCAAACAGUUCCCUUGAUGCCCAUCUGUUCAGGAGCAGUGCCAAAGCUCUGAAUUGGAGAACCAGAUACCAGAUAGCUCUUGGAGUUGCCAGGGGGCUGGCAUACUUGCACGAGAGCUGCCUGGACUACAUCAUACACUGCGAUAUAAAGCCGCAAAACAUACUUCUCGACGCGUUGUUCGUUCCUAAGAUCGCCGACUUCGGGAUGGCAAAGCUUCUCACAAGGGAUUUUAGCCGGGUCAUGACCACAACCAGGGGCACAAUUGGGUACCUUGCCCCUGAAUGGAUCAGUGGAGUGGCCAUCACGCCCAAAGUCGAUGUGUAUGGAUAUGGGAUGGUGCUACUGGAGAUCAUAUCCGGGAGGAUGAACGCGAACGAAGAAUGCGGCAGCAGUGGUGAUGGCAUUGUUUAUUUCCCCAUCCAGAUGGCGCGCAAGCUUCUCGAGGGAAACGUCAUGAGCUUCGUGGAUGAUAGGUUAAACGGUGAUGUUAUCGUCGACGAGGUUGAAAGGGCUUGCAAGGUUGCCUGUUGGUGCAUUCAGGACAGGGAGUUUGAACGGCCAACGAUGGGCAAGGUAGUCCAGAUUCUUGAGGGUCUUGUUGAAGUCGACACCCCUCCGAUGCCUAAGCUACUCGAAGCUAUCGCCGGAAGAUCACACUCAGCAUGCACCUAGCCUGGUAACCGCGGACGGCCGUUAGCGUGGCUUGCAUUCACCUGGUCUAACAUAUAUGUCCAUGUACCAGUCUCAAAGAAGCCAAGCGUCGUGCCUGUCGUUCCGGAAGCCGAGCUUGUCGCCGCUGCCAAGUGGUUGGCGAGCUGACAUGGUGUCCGUCGCAGCAGAGCUUGUCACAACGAUGUGUAGGUGGAAGAUCACGGUGAAAACAAAGAUGGGUAAAAGAUGUGUAGCUAUUCAAGUACAACCAUCAAAUUAACUAGUGGAGGGAAAAUAUGUUCCAAUGGCGAUCUAAGACCGGAUGUUAGGCUUAACUUAGUGAUGAGCUGCACGA